CGAGAUUCACUUUUUUCAACUCCGCUGUCCCUGCCGUUACUCACCCUUACAAAAAUGCAUAUUUCUCCACAAGAAGCCCACCACGUCGCCGUUCUUGCCGGUCAGGGAGAAUGCGCCAAACUGGUGACAGCCGUCAAAGCUCUAGCGUUGCGAGAACAUGAGUCGCCUGCCGACAUCCUUAUUGCUUGCAAGGACGACUUUCAACAAACAGCUGCGCAUAUUGCUGCAAAAUCGGGGCAGUCAAAGUCCAUCGACACACUAUCCGAUCUUUUGGAUGACAAUGAGAAAAGAGCAAUCUAUUUCAACAUGGCUAACCGUUUUUCCGGGGAUCGGCCCAUCCAUACAGCCAUGCGCCAUGGGUAUCUGGAUGCUUUCAAAGCCUUGGUCAAUCAUGGCGCGGACCCGACCCUGAAGAAUCGCUUUGGAGAUGUCGUUGAGGAUUAUCCAGGUGACUUUGAGCCAGAGGAGGUAUCACGAAUUGUGGAGGGGUAUAGGACUAAGGUGGACAAACUCAGGACAUAAUUUUGUAUUGAGAACUUUGAUUACUCUCUAAUCUUUACUGUUAUCACAGCCACCAACUCCCGACAAAAACAGCCGCAACAUAACCCAUGAACAGGGUAUACAGUACCACAAAGUCCACCUCGAACAAAGACCACCUGACAUGCUUUGCCUCCUCCGUUGGGUAACGCGCACCGUUUUCCUCCCGCUUUCCGAGAAGUCUGUCCCGCUCAGGUACGCUAGGCGGCCGGAGAGCGUACCUCAGCGGCGUCAAGCAUCCCAACAUUGUCGGAAACCAAAGAUGUGAUGGCCACGCUACUGUCUUGAGCAGCUCAAUCCACAUGUCCCUAUUGAAAACCCAGUUGCCAGACAUCCAAUGUGGUCCGAGUACCCGGAAUGCCUGCAGGGAGGCACAUGAGGCAAAUGCCAGCACGACGCUCAGUUGAACCCAGGCACCACAGUCGAAAAGGAUAUGGCGCAGCCGCUCGCGGAAAGGAGCACGGCGUGCAGGGUUCCGCUCUUGGAGGCUGUUGGCAAUGCUCCCCGUUGGGGUGAAUCCAUCAGGCUUACCCAGGAAAAACGUCUUGAACCACGCAACAGUGUAAUCUGUAUCAUGUUAGCCGACGGUCCUUUCAAGAAUCUGGCGGACUUACAAUGAGACAUGUAUCUCAUCAUACCCGUCUCCAUGACUGCAACCCGGUACCCAGCCAUCACACCGAUGUGGCAGUCAUGAAGAUAGCGAGUCAGGACAAUGGCACAGUAAAGUCGAAGCAAUAGCUUCAUUUCCGCCUCGUCUCGCCAAUACAUCAGCUCCACCGAUGUACUGCUCUCAUCAUUAGGACAGAUGACACCACACGAAAGUAUAGGGGAACGUACCCAUCGAGCAAAUUGCUUCACAUGAGCAGCAUAUGUUUCGGGAACCAGACCAUACUGAAGCGACUCGGCCAGAUAGGCAGAGCGCCACCCCUCUGCCAUCUGCAGCAUGGAGCUGUAGAUAUCCUCGACAAGGCAGUCUGUAGGAAACCCACCGAUAUCGUCCACCGCCUCUCUUCGGACGACCCAGCCAGAUCCGAGAUUCCUGUCCAGUGUUAGUCGCUGGGCCCCAAGGCUUCGAGGGAUUACUUACCAGCCGAGUCCGGCAUGGUCCCUGAUGAUGUCCAUACAAAGCCAGUUGAUAGAACUCUGCUGAUUCAGUGGGUCAUUGUCCGGCACAUUGUAGAACAAUUGGGCAGGACAAACAACUCCCAUCUUGGGAUCCCUGAUCAGAUGUGCAACACACGCCCUCAGCCACCUCUUUUCAGGAAUCAUAUCAGCAUCCAACCCAGCUACAAGCUCAGCCCGCCCACCAGGAAGGGUGUCAGACACAGUAAUUGCAUGAUUGAGGUUGCCAGCUUUGUACCCUGCCGGCCCAUACUUGACACGCGCGGUGUAAUACAAGUUGGGCGUGUCGGCGGCCAGCUGCAAAACCCAAGCCUCCAGCUUUUGGUUCCGGCCAUCAUCAGACACGAUGACUCUGAACCGAUGAGCAGGGUAGUCGAUGUUGAGUGUAGCGCGAACGGUAUCUUGGAUGAUGUCGAGCUUCUCGUUGCAGACUGGGAUGAUGAUGUCCACGCACGGCACAUUAUCACCCAGUAACCGAAGUCUGGGCCGAUACCGAGCAAACAAGGAUGCUGCUUUGACCAAAGAGGCAGCGAUUGCGUCGGCUGUGUGUAGGUUUCCAGUCAGUUUUCUGAUCAAAUCUUUCUAAGCACCAAGGAUCGGCUUACCUGACCAGAGACCCUCAAUGGCAAAAGCAAACCAUGCGAGAUAGAGCUUGACUCCACCCAAGCUUCCGUCCUGUCCAAGAGCCAACAGGAUCUCUCCCUGGAUUUUGGAAGCCCAUAAAAGCAGAAUGCAAGGGAUGAUGGCAGUCAAAAACACGAACCGGGUCAAGAAUCGACGCACAGGCCCGAAGUUGGACUGGAUUUGGUCGUAUUCUUCGUCAUUGCCGAUUUCAGUAACCACCAUGCAAUCUGUGUCGGUGAUGGUGUUGUCAAAGAUGACGGGAGGUAUCUCAAGGUUUUAAGUGUCUACGACUUCUAGGCGCUGCUCGACUUGCUAUCCAACUUUUCAUCGUGCUCCUCCACCGAGACCGGAAUAGCACACGUUGGACGGAGAACUAGACG
Molecule: messenger RNA, 2663 nt
Organism: Podospora pseudocomata
Lineage: Eukaryota; Fungi; Ascomycota; Sordariomycetes; Sordariales; Podosporaceae
Exons: 4
Coding region: 55-522 (155 amino acids)
Molecular function (GO): protein binding
Source: RefSeq, a predicted model, not a curated record